Messenger RNA from Chelonoidis abingdonii (Abingdon island giant tortoise), 8497 nucleotides. NCBI's taxonomy places the organism in Eukaryota, Metazoa, Chordata, Testudines, Testudinidae. The record is from RefSeq and is a predicted model, not a curated record.
UCGACCGGGGUUUGCGCGUAUCCGGCAUCCUCCCUGCUCUGGCUGAGCGCGGCCGCAGAGCAAUGUUUGAUGGCGUCGCUUAGCAGCAGCCGUUGCCCGCAGUAGCUUUCCACGCACAGGGGGGGGCCGAGAUACCGGUGAAAGAAUGACACUGAGCCCGAGAAUAAUAAACAAGGCUUUACUGAGGGAAGAACUUAUACUCCAAGCUGUGUGGGGAGUCCCUGAGGCGCGCGGAGGGGCUGCGGGGGAUUCUGGCCGUCCGGGACAGCUGGCCAGGCAGGACUCCACCAAGAAAAACUAUUUUAAAUUCAAGAUGCCACCCAAUUUAGAUUGGAAGAAGCUUAUGAGAAUUAAUGCUGAUGAUUUGCCUCGUCAAGAAGAACUGGCAGAUAGUUUGCUGGUGACUAUAUCCAAGGUUGAAGGAAAUGACUUAAAAGAUGAAAAUUCUGAGCAUGUGGUACAUCUUUUUAAAAUUACACAGUCACUAAUGAAGAUGAAAGCCCAAGAGGUAGAGCUAGCUUUAGAAGAAGUUGAAAAAGCUGGGGAGGAGCAAGCCAAAUUUGAAAAUCAAUUAAAAGCAAAGGUUAUGAAACUAGAAAAUGAAUUAGAGAUGGCACAGCGAGCUGCUGGUGGUCGUGAUACUCGUUUUUUGCGUGAUGAGAUCCGUCAGCUGGAAAAGCAAUUGGAACAAAAAGACAGAGAAUUAACAGAUAUUGAAAAGGAGCUAGAAAAAGAGAAGAAAGUUAAUGAACAGCUUGCUCUUCGAAAUGAGGAUGCAGAAAAUGAAAACAGCAAGUUAAGAAGAGAGAAUGAACAACUUCGCCAGGAUGUAAUUGACUACCAACGACAAAUAGAUUCACAAAAGGAAAUGCAUAUGUCACGUAGAGGAGAUGAGUAUGAUUACAGAUCUCAGUUAUCCAAAAAGAACUUUGAGCUUGUCCAAUAUCUGGAUGAAAUUCAGAGUUUGACUGAAACUAAUGAGAAAUUAGAAGCUCAAAACCAGGAAAUGAGGAAGAACUUGGAAGAAUCAGUGCAGGAAAUGGAGAAGAUGACUGAUGAGUAUAACAAAAUGAAACUUAUCGUGCAGCAGUCUGAUAUUGUUAUGGACCAAUUAAGAAAGGAAAGGGAACAGUAUAAAUUUCAGAUACAGGAACUAACAGACCAACUUAAAGCAAAAAAUGAAGAAGAUGAUCCCCUCAUGGCAGCUGUAAAUGCAAAAGUUGAGGAAUGGAAGAGAAUCUUGGCUUCUAAAGAUGAUGAAAUCAUAGAAUAUCAGCAGAUGUUGUUGAACUUGAGAGAGAAACUGAAAAUGGCCCAACUUGAUGCAGACAAAAACAACGUUAUGGCACUCCAGCAGGGGGUGCAAGAACGAGACAGUCAGAUCAGGUUGCUCACUGAGCAAGUUGAACAAUAUACAAAAGAAAUGGAAAAAAAUGCAUUGAUUAUUGAGGAUUUGAAAAAUGAACUUCAAAAAGAUAAAGGUCUCUCAUCUCUUGCUCAGCAGAAUCGUAUUGGAGAAAUACAGGAAAAAUUACAGCUGCUGGAACAGAGAACUAAAGAGGCUGAGACAGUGGCAGAAUUAGCAGAAUCUGAUGCUAGGGAAAAGGACAAAGAACUCAUUGAGGCUCUGAAGCGAAUGAGAGACUAUGAAACGGGGAUAUAUGGUUUGGAAGAUGCUAUUGCUGAAAUAAAAGAUUUAAAAAAGCAGAUUAAAAUAAGAGAUCAUGAGACUGAAGGAUUGAUUAAGGAAGUGAACAAACUUGGACUUAAAAUCAAUGAUUUUCUUGAUGAAAAUGAAGACCUCAGGGAACGCUUAGGUCUUGAUCCAAAGACUAUGAUAGAUUUAUCUGAAUUUAAAAACAGCAAGGCACUAAAACAGCAGCAGUACAGAGCUGAAAACCAAGUCCUUUUAAAAGAGAUUGAAAGACUGGAAGAAGAAAGAGUUGCACUGAAACAACAGAUUCGUAAACUGGCUCAGGAGAAAGGAAAAAGAGCGGCAAUGUUAGGAUUGGAUGCAGAUGACCUGCAGCUGAUUGAUAGCUUUACUGAAGAUCUGAAGACAAAAAAGGAGAAAUCAGACUUCAUGAGCACAGUUACUGUUGAUGAAGUUAAAGCAAAGAAUGAAUACCUUGCAAAAGAAUUAAAUGAGAGAGAGAAAGAUUUGGAACGGAACAGGACUGCCAUAGCCAAAUUUCAAUCCAAAUUAAGAGAAUUAUCAGAAGAAAACAAGCAGCUUGAGCAAGGAAUGAAAGAGAUAUUACAAGCUGUCAAGGAAAUGCAGAAAGAUCCUAGUGUGAAAGGAGGAGAAACAGCCUUAAUGAUCCCUAGUCUGGAGCGAUUAGUAAAUGCAAUCGAAUCAAAGAAUGCAGAAGGAAUAUUUGAUGCUAAUUUGCAUUUGAAAGCUCAAGUUGACCAGCUUACGGGGCGAAAUGAAGAAUUGAGGCAGGAGCUAAAAGGAUCUCGAAAAGAGGCAACAAAUUUCUCUAACCAGUUAGCAAAUGCUAAUGUAAAGAUUGCACAACUUAAAGAUGAAGUUUGUUUGUUACGUCAAUCGGAAGGUGCCAAUAUAGUAUUCAGAGCAGUAACCUGUCCAGAAGGGAUAACUCCUUCAAGUGCUCAUAUAGUUAAUUCUCAGAAUGAAUAUUUAAUACAUCUUUUACAGGAACUAGAAAAUAAAGAACAAUUACUUAAGAAAUUAGAAGAAGCAGUAGAAGAAUAUAAGCGAAAAUUUGCAGUAAUUCGCCAUCAGCAAGGCUUGCUAUAUAAGGAAUAUCAAAGGGAAAAAGAAAGUUGGCAAACAGAAUCUGAAAAAAUGAAAGAAGAAAAGAAGAAGCUAGAAGAUCAAAAAGAACAGGAUGCUGUGAAAAUAAAGGAAUACAAUAAUUUACUGGAUGCACUUCAGCUGGGUACGGAUGAAACCAAAAAACUACUUGCAGAAAACAGUAGAAAAAUGACCGUCUUGCGAGUGAACGAACGGUCACUGACAAGACAAUAUACAACUUUACUUGAAAUGGAACGGCAUCUUAGAAAAGAAAAUGAGAAACAAAAGGCUGAACUAACAUCAAUGGAGACUGCAGUUGGAGAAAAGAUUGGACACUUGCAGCGAUUCAAGGAAAUGGCAAGCUUUAAGAUUGCAGCUCUGCAAAAAAGUUUGGAUGACAGUGUGCCUCUGUCUGAGCUAGAACUGGCUAAUAAGCAGUAUAAUGAGUUAACUGCUAAAUACAGGGAUAUGCUGCAAAAAGAUAACUUGCUUGUCCAGAGAACAACUAACUUGGAGCACAUGGAGAGUGAGAAUGCAUCCUUGAAGGAACAGAUAAAUUCAUUAAAUAAAGAACUUGAGAUCACAAAAGAAAAACUUCACACUGUAGAGCAAGCUUGGGACCAAACAACUAAGUUGGGGGGUGACAAUGCCAUGGACAAGGCCACAAAAGCAAUCACCAACAGUGAGAUUGUUUCUAUUUCUAAGAAAAUCACUGUGCUGGAAAUGAAGGAACUAAAUGAAAGACAGAGAGCUGAACACUCGCAUCGAAUGUAUGAACACUUAAGGAACACUUUAAAGCAAGUGGAAGAACGUAACUUUGAACUGGAAACGAAGUUUGCUGAGCUUACUAAAAUCAACCUCGAGGCACAAAAGGUGGAACAGGCAUUAAGAGAUGAAUUGACAAACAGUGUGAGUAAAGCAAUAAAUGAUGCGGACAGACGAAAAAUCAUGGAGCUAGAGAAGAGUGAAAUGGAACUGAAGAUUGAGGUAUCAAAGUUAAGGGAGCUUUCUGAUAUUGCCAAAAUGCAAGUUGCAGCUCUGGACGCACGGCAGCAAUCCAGAGAGAAGGAAGUGGAAUCCCUUCGAAUGCAAGUUUUAGACUAUCAGGCACAGUCAGAUGAAAAAGCUCUUAUUGCAAAAUUACACCAGCAUAUCGUAGCUCUUCAGAUUAGUGAGACCACUGCUGUGGGCAAGUUAGAAGCACUUACAAUGAAACUGCAAAAGAUGGAGAUUUAUAAUCUACGCCUAGAACAAAAGCUUGACGAGAAAGAGCAGGGAUUAUACUAUGCCCGACUAGAAGGAAGAAAUAGAGCCAAACAUCUGCGCCAGACUGUGCAAUCUCUGCGGCGACAGUUUAGUGGUGCUCUGCCCUUGGCGCAACAGGAAAAAUUCUCUAAAACCAUGAUUCAGCUGCAGAAUGACAAAUUAAAAAUCAUGGAAGAAGUCCAGCGUGCUCAGGCAGAGCGUCGAAACAUAGAGAACAGAGCAAUGGAGAUGGAAUUAAAAGUAAAAGGUUUAGAAGAGUUAAUAGGCACACUGAAAGAUACAAGAGGAGCCCAAAAGGUAAUUGAAUGGCAUAUGAAAAUGGAAGAACUUCGUCUCCAGGAACUUAAACUGAAUCGAGAGUUAGUCAAACAAAAAGAAGAGAUGAAAUAUUUGAAUAAUAUCAUUUCUGAAUAUGAGCAUACCAUCAGCAGUCUGGAAGAAGAAACUGUACAACAGAGCAAGUUUUAUGAAGAGCGGCAGAUGGCUUGGGAUCAGAGAGAAGUAGAGUUAGAACGUCAGCUAGACAUAUAUGACCGUCAGCAAAAUGAAAUACUUAGUACUGCUCGAAAGUUUGAAGAUGCGACAGGUUCGGCUCCAGAUCCUAGUUUGCCCCUUCCACAGCAGCUUGAGCUAGCUUUGAGGAAAAUUAGGGAGCACAUUCGAACAAUCCUAGAAACUCAGGCAACCUGCAAAUUAUUAGAAGAGAAACUGAAAGAGAAAGAAACUGCACUGUGGAAAGCAGAACAAAAUGUUUUAUCAAGAGACAGAGUUAUAAAUGAACUAAGGCUUCGAUUACCUGCAACAGCAGAAAGAGAGAAGAUAAUAGCUGAGCUAGGUAGAAAAGAAGAUGAUCCAGAACACCAUCAUGCCCUGAAAGUGGCCCACCAAACCAUUACAAAUAUGCAAGCAAGACUAAAUCAAAAGGAGGAAGUGUUGAAGAAGUAUCAGCAUCUUCUUGCAAAAGCUAGAGAGGAGCAAGAGGAAAUCUCAAAGAAACAUGAAGACGACCUCCGGGUUCUACAUCAGAAGCUAGAUUUGCAAGCUGAUAAUUCACUUAAUAAAUUCAAACAAACUGCCUUGGAAUUAAUGAAAAAACCUUCUUUAUCAGUUCCCACCAACAAACAUUUCAUUCGUUUGGCUGAGAUGGAGCAAACAGUAGCAGAACAGGACAACUCUCUCGCUUUACUUCUAGGCAGAUUAAAGAAAACAUCAUGUGAUUUGGAGAAACAAAAACAACUUACUUUAUUAAAAAUCAAAGAGUUUGAAAACAUCAAGGCUCAGCUUGAAGAAAAGCAUGUAGCUGAAGUGAAAAAACUGAAAGAUGAAGCAAAUGAAUUGAGAAACCUGUUAUCGGAGAUAGAGAGAGAAUUGCUGCAAGUAAAAACUGAAUUAGAGGCCCAAAAAGAAGCAAAUAACAGAGCGCCAACAACUACAAUGAAAAACCUAGUGGAAAGGUUGAAGAACCAGUUAGCCUUAAAAGAGAAACAACAGAAAGCUUUGAGUAAAGCACUUCUGGAGCUCCGAGCAGAAAUGACUGCUAAUGCUGAACAGCAGAUUAUUUCUGUAGCAUCACAAAAAGAGGCAUACAUGAAUGUUCAGCAGAUUGUUGACAAACAAACAAAGGAGCUCACGACUCAUAUAGAGGAAUUAAAUGAGCAACUUACAAAAUUCAAAGAUGCCCUUAAAGUAAGUAAAACUAGAGAGCGCUCUUUGUUAGAUGAGAUGGAUGAUUUAAACCAAGAACUUCAAAAAAAGCAAAAAGCCAUUACUAAAGGGCUAAGAGAAAAAGAAGAAAUGGAAAACGAAAACAAAGAACUGAAAAAGCGGAUAAAAAGACUAACAAACAGCAUUCAGAGCAAAGCUGAUGAACAAAAAUUCAUCGAUGAACUUCAGAAAAAAAUUAAAAAGCUUGAAAGUGAAGUUGAAAAGAGUGAGGAGGUAGAAAAGAAAAGUGUAAAAGAAGACAAGAGCUCUAGGGAAGAAAUAGCUAGGUGGGAAGAGGGUAAAAAAUGGCAAGCAAGAAUGGAAGGGAUGCGAAACAAACUAAAAGAAAAGGAGAAAGAAAUGGACACUUUAACAAAACAGUUCAAUACAUUAAAGGAACUUUAUUCCAAGAGGGAUUUGCUUUUGAAUGGAAUGGGGAACCAGCACAAUAAGAUGGAGGACAGUGUAGGGCACAGCAUGGAAGAAGGUACAAAGCUGGGUGUGGCUAGUGCUGCAUGUGACACAGCUGUAUUGACUAAUUCCUCUUUUGCUGACAAUGUCAGUAAACACAAGCAUUUGAAAUAUCCGUGGAAAAAAAUUGCUUCAAAUAAGGGCAAAGUAAAACACCAACCCACUCUUAGUAUUACAAAUGGCAGUGGAAUAGAUGAGGGUUCAAACAUUACUGAUGAAUGCCAUCAGGCUGCUGGAGAUGCAAUUACUGAAUUAACUCCAGAACAGGAAAUUGAAGAUUGUGAAAAACAUGAGAAUUCAAAUAAUUCUAGGGUAGGAUCAAAAGGCAAAAGGAGACACUGUCUGAAAACUGAAGCUGAUGAAAAGGGUAUAUGUGAUGAACAAGAAAAUGUAACAGGACCCCCAGAGAGUGAAUUUAAUAAAGAACAUGAUGGAGAGAAAAAAGGGAAGCAAAAAGUAUGCAAGCAAUCAACUAAUAACAAUGAAGGAAGUAGAGCAGAAUCUUGUGCUGAUAGAAUGAGCAGCAGUCAGUCUGAUUCAGGGGAGCCUUCUAAUCAACCUAAUGAUUAUAAGCCAGAAAAUAUAAAAAUGAAUAAUGGAGUGGAUAAACACACUGAAGAAGAUACAUAUGGAAAUCACCAAACCGAUACAGAGGGGACUGAACCAACCCCAGGACUUUGUGAAAUGCCCCAGCUUAAGAUGUCAGGAAUAGGAUCAGAUGAUCAGUGUCAAAGACAACAGGAGCUUCAGAAAGAAAAUUUGAGGUUAUCGUCUGAAAAUGUUGAACUAAGAUUCCAGCUAGAGCAGGCUAAUAAAGAUCUGCCAAGAUUAAAGGACCAAGUAGGUGACUUGAAAGAAAUGUGUGAGCUUCUCAAAAGAGAGAAAGCAGAAGUCGAGCGCAAGCUAGGCAGUGUUAGAGGGUCUGGUAGAAGUGGAAAGACCAUUCCAGAAUUAGAAAAAACCAUUGGUUUGAUGAAAAAGGUUGUAGAGAAAGUGCAGAGAGAAAAUGAAGAUCUGAAAAAGGCCCCAGGAGUUGUCUCUAAUGAAAAACUAGUUAGCCUUGAACUUGAAAAUGAGAGGCUAAAGUCUGAAAUGGAAAAAAUGAAACUUCAUCUGGGUGGCCAGCUGAGUAUGCGUUAUGAAUCAAAAACCAGAGGCCUGGAAAAAAUCAUUGCUGAAAAUGAGAGGCUACGUAAAGAGCUGAAAAAAGAGGCUGACACUGCAGAAAAGCUACGAAUAGCAAAGAAUAACAUAGAGAUAAUGAAUGAGAAGUUGACUGUGGAACUGGAGGAGACUGUUAAGAGGUUAAACUUUGCUGAAAGCAGAGGUCCACAACUCGAAGGAGCUGACAGCAAAAGCUGGAAAUCAAUUGUUGUGACAAGGAUGUAUGAAACUAAGAUGAAAGAACUGGAAACUGAUGUUGCCAAAAAAAAUCAAAGCAUUACUGAUCUUAAACAGCUAUUGCGAGAGGCAACAGAGCGUGAACACAAAAUUGAAAAAAACACACAGGACUUAAAGGAACAAAUUGAGCUUCUCAAACACUUUCCUGAAGGUGCUAGCACAGAGCAAGGCCUUGCCAGAGAGCUUCAGCUUCUCAGAUUAACCAAUAAUCGGCUGGAGAAGGAAAAAGCAGAACUAGCUCAUCAGGUGGAAACUUACCGACAUCAAACAGGCAUCAAUGCAAGCGAAGACUCUGCAGCUGAGAAAGGCAGAAUUGACAAGUUAAUGGUAGAUGUAGUAGAUCUCCAGACACAGCUGCAAGCCUCAGAUCUGGAGAAAAAGCAACUUACAGAAGAAAUCAAACAGCUGAAGAGAGAACUGGGUAACUUUGACCCUUCCUUUUUUGAAGAAAUUGAGGAUCUGAAAUACAACUACAAUGAAGAAGUAAAAAAAAAUAUUAUCUUGGAGGAGAAAUUAAAGCAGCUUUCUGAACAGUUUGGUGUUCAUGUGGAUAUUCCAGCCAACGUGUCUAUUGAUUAAAUCCAUGUUAAAUAACACAUAAAUUGGGUCACUUGGCGGUUAUGUGUAAUACCACUUGUAUGCAAGCUUGAUUCUAAUUUCUCACUGUUGUGAAUUAGGACCAGCUCCACUGAAGUUACAAUAGUUUGACACCAGAGAACGACAGAAGCAGACUUUUCAAAAAAGUUACUAAAACCUUGUCAUUAGUGCUUCAGAUGCUAUAGAUCUAGCAAUCAAUGUGAAAACUUGUCUUAUUUCCUCCCCACUAGCUUUAAAUAUUUUAUGCUUUAGUUCAGAAGUGACAGCAGGAGAGAUCAAAGGAUUUCAGCAAUCCUG